AUGGGAGACACAAGACCAGCCAGAGCAGGUGGGCCACUGCAUGCCAACAGGAGGCAGCUGAUGAAGUGGCUGUGCCCAGGAAAAAGGGAAGUGUAUCUGGAAGUUCCCAGCAGUUGGUUCUCUCAGAAGGCUCCCUCUUCCUUCCUCGCUUUUCCCAGCGCAGGUUCCCGCCUCGGUCCUCGGCAAUGCCCCCGGCUCCCACCAUCACCAGCCUACCCAGCGCCCGCAAGACCCACCAGCCUCACUCACCUUCGACUACCGGCCGGCCGGCCGCGCCUGCGUACUCCCGCGCGGGCCGCGCCUCCCAAGCGUCCCCGCGGCUCCGUCUUCGCCGCCGCCGCGCGCCUUCUCGACAUCCGGGCUUUUGCGGCCUUGAACUACAUUUCCCACAGCCCCUGGGCCGCUUUGGGAAAGAACUUUGGUCCCCGGUUCGUCUCUAGUUCCCCUCCCAAGUCCUCAGAGUCGGGCGCGGCGGGCACUCACGGAGAGGAAGCCCCGGCCUUCUGGCGCACGCAGGGUGUGGGGAGCCGGGCGCUAAGGCCUGUGCCGGCGCGCUUGUGUGUGAGCGUUGGUGGCCACAACGAGGUGGGGUGUACGCGCGGUCCUGAGGCCGCGACAGGUGCAGGAUGCGGGACCCUUCGGGUGACCGUGGUCGGCGGUGGUGUGAGUGCAGUUCUUGGAGAGAAGAGCCCUGAGGAAAGGAAAACAUUACAGAACAUAUCUGAAAACCAAGCUCAGGUUCCUACAAAUGGCCCCAAACAGCAUCCCUAUCUGCCAUUGAUACCUCAAGCACCAUUGGAUCUGCUGGGCCAUAUGACCCAAGUGGCAAAGCAGCUUGCAGUCGUCUGGACCUGUUGCAGAAUUGCAGAGCCUUCUCUUUCUGGGCCUUACUUUUAGGGGCCACUCAAUAAAUGAAGGGAAGUAACACACCCAGGUGAGGAAUAUGUUGCCUCCAAAAUCCAGAUGCUUACUAGGCUUUGUGCCUCUUUUUUUGGUUGGGGGAGGGCCCAGAUGCAACAACCUAUCCUUCACCUUAGAAAGGAUAUCGUGACAUACCCCACAUCACUGAAUCUCUAGAAAUUUCACUGAUGUAGAAGGCCCUGGAGUUUUUUUGUUGGAUUGAUUUUUCCACCCUCUGACACACAAAUGUCUUACCAAUAAUUCUGGAGUAGUUGCCACUUCUUGCUCACUGGGCCCAGUCUACAUAUUGUCAUCAGUGAAGUGGACCAGCAUGGCAUCUUGUGGAAGGGAAAAGUAGCACAAUCCCUUUGAACUAAAUUAUGACACAGGGCUGGAGAGUUGAUAUACCCCUGAGGUAGGACACUGAAGCGGUAUUGCUGACCUUGCCAGCUGAAAGCAAAUGUUUCUGGUUGUCGUUAUUAACAGGGAUAGAGAAAAAAAAUUGCCAGAUUAGUUGUCGCAUACCAGGUACCAGGGAAUUUGUUAAUUUGCUCAAGGAAUGAAACCAUAUUUGGUAUAGCAGCUGCAAUAUAAGUCACCACCUGGUUAAGCUUACAAUAAUCCAUUGUCA
Camelus dromedarius (Arabian camel) is the source of this 1531-nucleotide messenger RNA. RefSeq lists its product as uncharacterized. The coding region runs from base 1 to 897 and encodes 298 amino acids. Lineage: Eukaryota; Metazoa; Chordata; Mammalia; Artiodactyla; Camelidae. The record is from RefSeq and is a predicted model, not a curated record. The transcript has 4 exons.